AUGUCAUCACAUAUGACAACUGGUAUUAUCCUCGUGGUUGUCGUUGUAAGCGUUGUUUGCAUUAUUGCAUUUCUUCAUGAUCGUCGACAUCGGGGGAAGGAACGGAGAGGACCUGGUCAGCGUUCUCAAAACCAUUCUAGUAGAAUUCACGCGCUAUCAAUACGUCCUCCACUUAUAGUCCCACCAUUAAGAACUGGAGUACGCGAGACUUCUAAUUCAUCGCCUAGAGAGGCUCCAUCACGUUCCCAUAGUCGUCCGCCGCCUGGAAAACAAGCCACUCCACUACAAAAUUUAAAGGCUAUACAAUCACCUCAACCUGCCCAAUCUCCUCAUAACCCUCCGCCUAAAAAACAAGCCACUCCGCCAAAAAAUAUACAGCCUAUACAACCACCCCAAGCCGCUCAACCUCCUCCCAAUCCUCCAGCCCCUAUUCAAGCCCGGCCGCCCGCUAGAAUUAUAAUCCCCCCUCCUGUUGCAGGCGGACUAUACGGCCUAAAAGGUGUAUUCCCACAGCCAAAGCGAGGAGGAAGAUAA
Sclerotinia sclerotiorum 1980 UF-70 is the source of this 534-nucleotide messenger RNA. RefSeq lists its product with no specific name. The record is from RefSeq and is a predicted model, not a curated record. Lineage: Eukaryota; Fungi; Ascomycota; Leotiomycetes; Helotiales; Sclerotiniaceae. The transcript has a single exon. The coding region runs from base 1 to 534 and encodes 177 amino acids.